Molecule: messenger RNA, 4532 nt
Organism: Clupea harengus (Atlantic herring)
Lineage: Eukaryota; Metazoa; Chordata; Actinopteri; Clupeiformes; Clupeidae
Gene: nrde2
Product: NRDE-2, necessary for RNA interference, domain containing
Biological process (GO): regulatory ncRNA-mediated heterochromatin formation; negative regulation of RNA catabolic process; RNA processing
Cellular component (GO): catalytic step 2 spliceosome
Molecular function (GO): protein binding
Source: RefSeq, a predicted model, not a curated record
UUUUUUUUUUUUUUUUUACAAUUUGGCACUAAGUUAUUUCAGCGGAAGGAUACGUUCCACGUUGUGGUCUGCUCUCUUUUGUUGAUGCUAGAGAAAUUGCGGCUAAAUCUGUGAGGGUGUGCGCGAUUGGUUACUCCAGACCUGCAAUAGUAUAUUCCAUGUAAGGAGGUCUAUGAUUGGUUACGUUAGAUCUGCAAUGCGUCAAGCAAUGGCGCUCAAUUUAGCUUUGGUGGUGGAUGUAAGAAUACAUCAUUGGUAACCAUAGUUGGUUAUGUUGUGCACCUUUCUGGUUGAUAACAUAUUAGUGUUUACCGUUAAUUGCGAUUGUAUGUUGUUAGGUUUUUCCGUAUGCUUUCAUACAGAGACAAGCCACAUGGUUAUUAUUGAGGAUGUGUGGUGUAAAGUGAUUGGUCACUGGAAAUAUCACGGAACUAUUUGCAAGGCGUCGCGGAAUUUAAAACGAAGAGAAGAGAGACCGGUUCAUGGAAAAAAAUAUAUAUGCUCGUAUUUGUGGGACCAAUCAAACGUUUUGGUGAAUUAAUUAUGGUCUCAUGUUUACAUCUACUAAAGGCAACAACGUUGCGGUUAUUGUAGGGUACAUUUUUUCUUUUUUUAUGUGCGAUGUGAAAAAUCAUGAAUUCCCGUUACAGCGAGACAGCACAUAUUACAGAAUUUCACAGUUGUAGCCUACAACAUAUUAGUAGACGCAAAGAAUCAAGAACAAAUUCAGCCUACAAUCAGGACACCUUAAAGUCCGGCAACUAAUUAACGUACAUACAAAAAUCAAUAAUAAAACGAAGAAAACUCUAGUAACAUGAUUCCUGGUAUUUAUUUCUUAAUGUUGACAGAAAUUAAUGAGAGUAGUAAACUACACUGGAGGAUGAUGUGACUGUCAGAUCAAAACUAGCACGUGUUUGGAUUGCGACGUGUGACGCAAUAUUACUGCGACUGUUUUGAAAUUGUGUGCGGAGACGACAUGGCCCUGUUUCCAGCGUUUCAUGGAAUAUCAACUGAAAAAGAAGACAACUCUCCUAAAGAGCCGGAAUGGCUGAGCAAUCAGAGUUUCCGCACCGGUGAUGCCCUCUCCCUCCAUCACAUUGCCCUGGAGAAGGCCAAGGAGGCUGUAGAAGGGGCGUCGAGGGAGCCCAGUGAUAAGAGCGUUGGCAGUAUCUCCGAGGCAGAAAAUGAAGAUGAGAAUGACAGCGGAAGACAAAAGAAACGGAAGAAAAAAGACAAGAAGAAGAAACACAAGAAGCACAAAAGGAAGGGAGGAGACGGUGAUGACUCCGCCACGGUCUACCCGAGCGAUCUGCGGAGGAAGAAGAAGGAGGCGCAGAGACAGGAGGCUCCAGUGGAGGUGGAGCGGCAGGGCCGGUUCAGAUGGCUGGAUGACCUGCGGUCGGCCGCGGACGGCUUCUUCUGCGUGGACAGGAAAGCGGACUCGGCCAACUGGCAGUACAAGUCUCUCUACCGAGGGGACGUUGCAAGGUACAGGCGGAAGGGCAGCUCGUCGCUGGGGUUGAACCCGCGCUCGCAGGCGGUGAGCUGGGACGAGCCGGGCCAGGCGAAGAAGCGGGCCGACCGCCGACCGCAGCGCUACUACUCCUCCCAAGCCCGCCAGCUGCUUCGCUCCGACGCCCUGCCCUCCCACCCGCCUCCACCAGGGGGCAGCACCCUGGACCCAGGCACUUGUUUUAUCCCCCUGCCCUCGCAACAGGAGCACGAGGCUAAUGCUAAAGGGCAGGCCUCCUUGGUCAACCCGCUGGGCGUGUACGAUGCAGGCACGGCACUCUGGCUGGAGGGCAAAGGUCGCGCUGCGGCACAAGAGAAGGGGGGAGAAGAGGAGGGGAAGGAGGAGGAUGUGGCAGCAGUGAGGAUAAUGGCGAGGAUGGAAGAGUUCAACAGGAGGGUGAGGGAGAAUCCAAAGGACACGCAGGGAUGGCUGGAGUUCAUUCACUUCCAGGAUGAGCUGGCGUCGUCAGGGGCGGCGUUCGGCGGCGGCGGCGGGGAGACCGAUGCGGAGCACCGGCGCAUGUCGACCCGCGCCGUGCUGGAGAAGAAGCUGGCCGUGGCGGAGCGGGCGGUGGAGAACAACCCGGGCUGCGUGGCGCUGCAGCUGGCGCGGCUGGCCGUGUGCCGGGACCUCUGGGAGCCCGCCGCCCUGCUCAAGGAGUGGAAGAAGCUGGUCUUCCUGCACCCCAACAGCGCCCCCCUGUGGCGGCGCUACCUGCUCUUCUGCCAGGGCCACUUCGCCUCGUUCUCAGUGGGCAAGGCGGGCGCGGCGUACGGGAAGUGUCUGAGCACGCUGGCGGCAUGUGCCGACGGGAGCAUGCUGUCUCACCCGGCGCUCCCCGGGGCUGAGGAAGACCUGUUGGACCUCUUCCUGCAGCAGUGCCACUUCCUGCGCCAGGCGGGCCACUCGGAGAAGGCCGUGUGUCUGUUCCAGGGCCUGAUUGACUUCACCUUCUUCAAGCCUGACAGCGUCAAAAAGCUGACCACCAGACAACAGGUGGACUUCUUUGAGCCCUUCUGGGACAGCGGGGAGCCGCGGGUGGGGGAGAGGUUGGCCCGGGGCUGGAAGGCCUGGAUGCUGCAGCAGGAGAGGGGGGGGUGGCUGGUCCCCAGUGAGCCAGAUGACGAUGAUGAUGAUGAGGGUGAUGAUGAGGAAGUGAAGAAUAAGACCCUGCCCAAGUGGAGGAUCUGGCUGGACGUGGAGACGUCACGUGAGGCGAACCACUGGUUGCCGUGGAGACCUGACAAAAGCAAAGGUCAAUCGGAGGAAGACUGCGACGAUCCUGAGAGACAGGUUCUCUUUGAUGACAUUGGCCCCUCCAUGAUCCGCGUGACCCGGCCUGACCUCCAGCUGCAUCUGCUCUGCAGCUUCCUCCAGUUCCUGGGGCUCCCCGUCCUCACCCCCGCCUCCACCCACCUCAGGAGCCUGCUCCUGGACGACCUCUCCCUCCUGCAGGACCAGCGGGACCCCGAGCGACCCCUGACCUCCUUCCACCUCCCUUCUCCAGGGAUCAGUGCCGUGGGUCACACCACCGUCCUGGGCGUCCCCUGCAAACAGGCGGGGCUGUGUAAGGACGGCGAGGAGUUUGUCCAGAAUGUUCUUCUGCAGAUCUCGCCGCAGCUUCCUGCCGAGGACAGGGCUGUGCUCUCUCUGAGCUGGCUGCAGUACGAGAAGCUGAAGGUGCUGAGGUCGGUGCGAAGCCGAAACAAGAAGCGCCUGCGCACCCAGGGCAAGCGCAGCAAGCGUCUGGCCAAACGGCUGCUGAAGGAGCCGGAAAACCGCGGCCGCCUGGACCUGUGGCGGGAGUACGCCCACCUGGAGUGGCUGCUGGGAAACCUUGAGGAGGCCCGCAAGGUGUUCGACACGGCGCUGGGGCUGGGCGUGGCCCGCGGGCUCAAAGACCCCGCCCUCUGCCAACUGUGUCUCCUCUACGCACAGUUAGAGAUGGAGGAGGCGUGGCAGGCAGGGGAAGGAAGAAGCCUGGCGGGAACUAGCCCCGCAACUUCCCCUGCGGUGCAUAUUUUGACGAAACUAGCUGAGGAGGCGACCUACACCCCUUUUUCAGGCCAGGUGGCUCCGGUAGCUAUCCUUAAAGCCAGGAAGUCCUACGAGCAGGCUGUAGAAGCUUGCUUAGCUGGGCUCGAGACCGGGCGCUUUAAGAAGGCCCAGCAUGUCGCGGGACUUGUAGGCUGCUACUCUCUCUUCCAGUAUCUGACUGUGGGUGUGGACGCUGCCAACGUUAUAUACAGACAGGCCAGGGAGAGGCUGGAUCAGCAGGCUAGCAUGACUCUGCAGAACAGUGGUGUAGAUAGCAGUAGCGCUAAUGCUAAUAGCAGCAGUGCUAACGCUAUUAGCAUUAGCAUUACUGCAGAUUGUGAGGCCUUAGCUGUUCAGCAAGCGGCGCUGUUGCGCCACCACACCAACACCUCCGUGUUCCCUCUGGGCCACCUCAGGGGAGCCCUCACCUCAGCCCUCACUCACUUCUCCAUGAGCGCCCCCCUGUGGCACCUCUACCUGCAGGCAGAGGCACGGUACCACAGCGCGGGGCGGGCACGCAGGUUUUUCCACAGUGUCAUGAAGGGUGGCCAGAGCGUGGUGCCACACCUGUUUGCCAUAUGGGCGGAGCAGGGGAGGAAAGAGCUCCUGGACUCUGUUCAGAGGUCUGGUGGUUUGGCAGACAUCCUCCCCACCUUACCGGAAAACGGACUGAGUAACCGCAUCCGGUCCCUGUUUGAGGCUGCCACCGCGAAAGAGGAGGGGGCCCAGUGUCCCCUGCUCUGGAGGAUGUACCUGAAGUUCACGGCUUCAGAAGGUAACAUGGAGAGGGCCAAAGGGAUCUUCUACAAAGCUCUUCAGAACGUCCCCUGGGCUAAGGGGUUGUACAUGGAUGCCGUGCUGCUGUUCCCAGAUGCUGUGAGUGAAUUCCUGGACCUUAUGACGGAGAAGGAGCUACGCCUCCGAGCGCCCAUGGAGGAAGUGGAGAUCCUCAUGGAGGACUAACCCUUCCCACAGUGCAACA